GUGGUACCGGGCUGCGACAUGGCUGGUGUUGUGGUGGCUAAAGGCAGCGCCGUUUCAAAAUUCGAGAAAGGUGACAAGGUUUAUGGAAACAUCCAAGAUAACAACGCGGAUGAAAAGCUAAAGCAGUUCGGGACACUAGCAGAGUUCAUCGUAGUGGAGGAGAAUUUGGUGGCGAUGAAGCCAGAAAACGUUUCAUUUGAGGAGGCAGCUAGCUUACCUUUAGCGGUUCAAACUGCAAUGGAAGGGUUCAAGACUGCAAAUUUUAAAGAGGGACAGACGGUUUUUAUUGUUGGUGGGGCCGGUGGCGUUGGAACGUUGGCAGUUCAACUGGCGAAACAAUUUUACCGGGCUUCACAUGUCGUGGCAACAACUAGCACACCGAAGGUGGAGUUUGUGAAGAACUUGGGAGCCGAUAAGGUUGUCGACUACAGGAAGACUAGAUAUGAAGAGGUUGAGGAGAAAUUUGAUGUCCUCUAUGACACAAUUGGUGACACUGAAAAUUCAUUUGUGGUGGCUAAGGAUGACGCACCAAUCAUCGACAUAACGUGGCCUCCAUCAAAUCCAAAAGCAACUUAUUCAGGCUUGACGGUUUCUGGGGAUAACUUGGAGAAGCUUAGGCCGUAUUUGGAGAGUGGAAAACUCAAGGCGGUGAUUGAUCCAACUGGUCCAUAUAAUUUUUCUAAUGUUAUUGAAGCUUUUCGAUAUUUGGAAACUGGAAGAGCCAGGGGUAAGGUGGUAAUUUCCCCCUUCCCCGCCCAGCAUUUUCCCUCUCCUUCCAGCAUUACCCAGAAUGGUGCUACAUUUCAAGUAGUUUCCCAGAUUGCGUAUUAGAAUGAAACCUUUUAUUUAUUUUGAGUGCAAGAGUAGCAUUGUAUGAAUUGUCUUUUUAUCAAACAAUUGUAAAUUUGUAAUCAUCUACUGUAUGUCAUUGGGAUAUAAGAUUCUUAAGGGCUUGUUUGGUAAUUUUCUUUUGAAGUAA
Messenger RNA from Camellia sinensis, 979 nucleotides. The record is from RefSeq and is a predicted model, not a curated record. NCBI's taxonomy places the organism in Eukaryota, Viridiplantae, Streptophyta, Magnoliopsida, Ericales, Theaceae.